Messenger RNA from Pedinophyceae sp. YPF-701, 1302 nucleotides. The record is from the annotation of a GenBank genome assembly. NCBI's taxonomy places the organism in Eukaryota, Viridiplantae, Chlorophyta, Pedinophyceae.
AUGGAGUAUACCGGGCCAGCAUCGCUUCGCUCUGCAACAGUGCGGGCGUCCAGCAAUGGUGGCCCAGCCACAGAGACGUCGGCGCCGCCCGUGUCGCAGCGCGUCCAGGACACGGACGCCCCAUGCAUCGUCAAGACGAAAGCCCUGAUGGCCUCGGCCGGCCGCCCCGUCGCCAGCCUCGCCCAGGGCGUCGUCCACUGGGCCCCUCCCCCCGCCGCCCUAGAGGCCGCGACCAACGCCAUGUCCGACCCGCGCUGCCACGGCUACGGCCCCGCGGAGGGCCUCCCGGAGCUGCGCGAGGCGCUCGUGGACAAGCUCGAGAAGGAGAACGGGCUCACCGGCUACGACGUCAUGGUCACCGCCGGCGCCAACCAAGCUUUUACUAACCUCGUCCUCGCGCUCACGGACGCCGACGACGGCGUCGUGCUCUUCCGCCCCUACUACUUCAACCACCUCAUGGCCAUCCAGAUGACGGGCGGCGCGCGGAACAUCAUCCUCGGCGACUGCGACGCGACCACGCAGCACCCGGACCUCGCGUGGCUGCGUCAGCGCCUCGAGUCCCCCAACCCUCCCAAGAUGGUGGUCAUCGUCAACCCUUGCAACCCCACGGGCGUCCUGCUGUCCCGCGCGGAGGUCGAGGAGGCCGCGGAGCUGUGCCGGAAGCACAACGUCUGGCUCGUCCUCGACGACACGUACGAGCACUUCGUGUACGGCGAGGGGAGUGAGCACGCGUGUCCCCCGGGGCCCAACGUCAUCCACGUGUUCAGUUUCUCGAAGGCGUUCGGAAUGAUGGGGUGGCGCGUGGGGUACAUCGCGUACCCGACGCCGGAGCUCGGCGCCCCGGCGGACCUCGGCGCGGAGAUCCUGAAGGUGCAAGACACGAUUCCCAUCUGCGCCACGACGGCGAGCCAGCUGGUGGCGCUCGGGGCGGUGCGGCAGGGGCGGGAGUGGGUGCAGGAGCGCGUGGACGGGCUGGCGGAGAACCGCGCCGUUGUGCUGGACGCGCUGUCGCCGCUGGGCUCCGUCGGCGACGGCAUCGCUGGCGGGGAAGGCGCGAUCUACGUGUGGGGGCGGCUGCCCGACACGUGCACGGAGCACGACGAGGACGUCGUCGCGUGGCUCGUGCGCGAGCACGGCGUCUGCACCAUCGCGGGGUCCUCCUGCGGCUGCCCCGGGUUCAUCCGCGUCGCGUUCGCCAACCUGGAGCCGAAGGACUGCGCGGAGGCCGCGGGGCGGCUCAAGAGCGGGCUGCAGGAGCUCGUGCGGCUGGCGGAGGCCGGCAAGCUGCCCUGGGCGCAGUGA